Anarrhichthys ocellatus (wolf-eel) is the source of this 2389-nucleotide messenger RNA. RefSeq lists its product as uncharacterized. Lineage: Eukaryota; Metazoa; Chordata; Actinopteri; Perciformes; Anarhichadidae. The transcript is spliced from 6 exons. Bases 299 to 1591 code for a protein of 430 amino acids. The record is from RefSeq and is a predicted model, not a curated record.
GGAGGAGGAGGAGGAGGAAGAGUCCGGCUGCUCACGCAGAGCACAACUCACUGCAGCAACACAGAGAUCACAUGUGACUGAAGUGCUGCUGGAAAUGUUAGGCGGCUAUUUUGGAGGCAUUUGGAGAAUGUUCAUCUUGCUGAUGUGAUGCAUUACAUAGUUUAUGAUAUAGUGUUCUUGAGUAGUGCAGACUUCAAAGACACUCAGAGACGAGUGUUAGAACCCUUAAGGUCAGAGAUCAUAUGAUACUGACUGAGCGUGUGAUUCACUAUAAGCACCAGUCUUUACUGACACCACUAUGGGCCAGCUGUUCUCAUCAGAAGAAGAGCUUUGUCGGGUGAAGGAUGCGAUGGGUUCCUUCCUCUACGACGCCAUGUUGGAAGGCGGAGCCGUGCCCGACCUCGGCGUCAGCCACCCUCUCCUCCUGACCAAUCACGACGAGAGCCUCGACUCCAGGGCCCGCCUCCAGAAACACCUGCGACAGCUGCAGGGCGACAUCGGGAACAAGGUGCCGACGUACCUGAAGGACCUGAUCGGUCGUCUGGCGUCCUUCUCGGACGAGCCGCGCCUGGCCGGCCUGGUGGGGUUGGCGGUGACCGUGGUGAUGGAUGUGGCCUACACGUCGUCGAAACAGUCGGGCGUGAGAGGGAAGUCUGCGGGGUCGUCGUCAGGCCAGCAGAGAGUCUGGGAGCUCCAGGAGGUGAUGGAGGAGUACCUGAAGCGCUGCAGGAUCAACCUGAGUGACAAAAGCAGGCUGAUCCAAGACUCCAUCAGACUGGAGGUCCAGCUGAGCUUCACCCUCACCCAGCUGAAGACCUGUCUGCUGGGGGGAGACUGUGACUCCAGGUCUCUGAGGCACUGGGCCAGCGGAGCAGCGUUUCACACCCAGAUGUUGGUCCACCUGGCUGGUCUGGAGGGUCGGACUGAGCCGCUGGAUGCAACGGCUGUACUGGAGCAAUACAAGGAAGACCUGACCCAGAUCAUACCCGCUUACAGGCGUUAUAAGUCGAGUACGGUGUGUGUCGUGAAAUGUCGGGGGGGUCUUCUGGCGUCAUGCGAUCAGUCCAGCGAGGCGCCGGAGGACGGAGCCAUGACGGGCCUCACUGUGACGGACAGAGAGACGGGGAGGACUGUGACCGUCCCUCUGUCGGCCAUGAGGACGGAGACAGACAGAAGAAGAAGAGUCUCUGGUCCUGAUGCCACCUCUGAAACCACGUCCUCCUCCAUUAACCUGGACCUCAUCACCUCAGAUCAGUACGCCCAGGCCUACCUGCACCAUCUGUUCUCUGAUAAGGGACCCGUGGCAAAGCUGGAGAACUACUUCAUCAAGGCCGGUGAUGAUCUGAGGACACCGAGGACUGAACCGGGAUGUACGAACAAGACGGGGGUGAGAAACGGAGGAGAGCAGAGUGAUGGAGUGCAUUUAAGAGGCCGCGCGGAGGGCGUCGAUGGACAACAGAGAGUGGACGGAGGUGACGGAGACGAACGAGACGAGAUGCAGGAACGUGAGCAGAGAGAUGAAAGCUUGCAUCUGAGUAUUGUGGAGACGCAGCCGGACGAGAGCCUCCAUCGCAGCGCAACAAGCUCAUGAAAGUCAGGACGGGAUGAAGAGAAACAAACUAAACUCUGCAGCCUCGUUUGUAAUUCAUUCAGAACCCAGUUAUGUUCCCAACACACAAAUGAAAUAUUAUAACGGCGGGUUUUUACUCAAAAUGCACUCGAAAACCAUUAGCAAUAAAAUAAUAAUUAAAUAUUGUAUGAUGUGUGUUUUUAUUUCCUGUUCAUUACAGUUGUCGGAGAAUCGGAAUGCGAAAAAACACCGAAUUAAAAAUGACAAUAAGAAGUCUUUAGUGACCUUUUUAACUUGUUUUAUGUUGCAUGAAAGGUGGCGUCCUGAGUUUAAUAUCCUGCGUAGAUAAUCAAUAUAGAUGAUUAUAAGAUGGUUGCAACAUUAGAAAAUCAAUCAAAACAGUAUUUCCCUUCUGGUGACAUUCCUCGCCCAUUCCAAUGGUUGAAGCUAGAAAUCUUCUAUACGACACAAUAUCGUGUUUAAACACAAAUGAUGUACUUUAACAACAUGAUUAACGGAUCAAAAUGUGCCUUACUCUUCCUCCUCGCCUUACGGGCGGCCAUGUUUGCUUAAAGGGGGCGUGGUUCUGCUGCAGGCCACUUUUGAUGACGUGGCACACUGUGAUUGGCUUUCAGACAUCCAGUCAAAUAGGUGUGUUUAUUUGGGUGGAGUCAGAUGACAGUAAUCGUAGAUCUAGACGUACUAGAAAAGUUAAGACAAAUAUAAGCUUUGGGUUUCAGUGUGAUGUCUAUUAAAGGGACAGUGUGUAAGUGUUAGUGGCGUCCCCUCAGCUCAGCCCCUCCCUUUCCAGGGUGGUUG